UUCGUUUCACUUGCCAUCUCAUCUGAUUUUGGCUUAAUUUACUUAUAUACUUCCUUCUAGAUAAGUGACAAAUAUGAUCAUCUGAUGUUUGUAUGUAAGAGAAUAAAGUAAAAUGGAGCAGCAUCUGAAAAGCUGAAUGUACUGAAACCAUUGAUUGCUUCGCUUACGUUAUAAUUAUGCAAUGUGGUGCCUUGUAUCACAUUCUAAAAACUUGUUAGAUGUAAUCAUUAUCUUUAAAUCAAAUUGAUUUCAGGUUGUCUUCGAAUCUAAUGAUGUUAUUUUACUUGAAACAACUCAAAAUUCAUUGACUAGUGAGUGGUGUUAUUAUUUGAAUAUCUAUGUGAGUACUUUGUGGUUCAAUUGCAACAUGCUACAGAGACAUUUUGCGGUCCAUGCUUUCUUGGCAUUUUUAAGUGAGCACGAUUAAACAUGUUGUAUGAUCAAGUUUUGUUGAACACAGGCGAGUCAUGUUCCACAGCAAGUGCAGAUCCUAUAGCAAUGAUGGAAUUUUACAUGAAAAAGGCUGCCCAAGAGGAGAGGAGGAGACAACCUAGACAAUCGAAAUACGAAAUGCCUCCACCUCCUUCUCUUCAAGGACCCGCCAAGAAAGGUCAUCACAUGGGCGACUUCAUUCCUCCAGAAGAGCUUGAAAGGUUUUUGGCUUCAUGUAAUGAUGCCUUUGCCCAAAGGUUGCUAGAGAGGCUGCUGAAAGGGCUAGGAUUCUGGCUAAUAAUGUUGGCCAUAAGCUUUUGUCAAAAAUGGGGUGGAAAGGUGAGGAUCUUGGAAGCUCCAGAAGUGGUAUUGCUGAUCCAAUCAUGGCUGGUGAAGUGAAGAAAAACAAUUUGGGCGUUGGUGCUCAUAACCCUAGAGAGGUGGCGCCAGAAGAUGAUAUAUACGAGCAAUUAUGGUCACUGUUAGAGCACGUUUCAUCCAUCAUGUGCUCGAACUACUGGAUUGUUCGUGAGUGUAAAAACAGUUUGUUUAUUAUUGCUUCUAAGAUGUUGUUUGCUGUUUGUGUUAUAUUCUCUUUGAUGAAUGACAAGUUUGUUUAUUAUUGCUGCAUU
Eucalyptus grandis is the source of this 1064-nucleotide messenger RNA. Its product is annotated as SURP and G-patch domain-containing protein 1-like protein. The coding region runs from base 430 to 831 and encodes 133 amino acids. Lineage: Eukaryota; Viridiplantae; Streptophyta; Magnoliopsida; Myrtales; Myrtaceae. Gene Ontology annotation, molecular function: RNA binding. Gene Ontology annotation, cellular component: nucleoplasm. The record is from RefSeq and is a predicted model, not a curated record. The transcript has 3 exons.